This is a messenger RNA of Manis javanica (Malayan pangolin), 3267 nucleotides long. It is a transcript of the gene ACBD3, whose product is annotated as acyl-CoA binding domain containing 3. Gene Ontology annotation, cellular component: Golgi membrane. Lineage: Eukaryota; Metazoa; Chordata; Mammalia; Pholidota; Manidae. Gene Ontology annotation, molecular function: fatty-acyl-CoA binding. The record is from RefSeq and is a predicted model, not a curated record.
GGCUAGCGGAGGUCAGAGGUCCGCAGGAAGUCGAUACGUGGCCGCCGCCUGUCCCCGCCGAGGAGGCGCAGCAGCGGAGAUGGCGGCUGUGCUGAAUGCCGAGCGGCUCGAGGUCUCCGUUGACGGCCUUACGCUGAGCCCGGACCCGGAGGAGCGGCCCGGCGCGGAGGGCGCCCCGCUGCUGCCGCCGCCGCUGCCGCCGCCCUCGCCCCCUGGGUCCGGCCGGGGUCCGUGCGCCGCCGGGGAGCGGCCGGAACCCGGGGAGGCGGCGGAGGAGGAGGCGCGGCGGCUAGAGCAGCGCUGGGGCUUCGGCCUGGAGGAGCUGUACGGCCUCGCGCUGCGCUUCUUCAAAGAAAAAGAUGGUAAAGCAUUUCAUCCAACUUAUGAAGAAAAACUGAAGCUUGUGGCACUGCACAAGCAGGUUCUUAUGGGUCCAUAUAAUCCAGACACUUGUCCUGAGGUUGGAUUCUUUGAUGUGCUGGGGAAUGACAGAAGGAGAGAAUGGGCAGCUCUGGGAACCAUGUCUAAAGAGGAUGCCAUGGUGGAGUUUGUCAAGCUUCUAAAUAGGUGUUGCCAUCUCUUUUCAACAUAUGUUACAUCCCACAAAAUAGAGAAGGAAGAGCAAGAAAAGAAAAGGAAGGAGGAGGAGGAACGAAGGCAGCGUGAAGAGAAAGAAAGAGAACAGCUGCAAAAGGAGGAAGAGAGACGGAGGAGAGAAGAGGGGGAGAGGCUUAGGCGGGAGGAAGGAGAGAGGCAGCGGAUAGAAGAGGAGAGGCUCCGGUUGGAGCAGCAAAAGCAGCAGAUAAUGGCAGCGUUAAACUCCCAGACUGCCGUGCAGUUCCAGCAGUACGCAGCCCAGCAGUACCCAGGGAACUGCGAGCAGCAGCAGGUCCUCAUCCGCCAGUUACAGGAGCAGCACUACCAGCAGUACAUGCAGCAGCUGUACCAGGUCCAGCUCGCACAACAGCAGGCAGCAUUACAGAAACAACAGGAAGUAGCAGUCACUGGGGCUUCUGUGCCUACAUCAUCAAAAGCGAAUGUAGCUGCACCAAGCGAUGUGCUGUCAGUUAAUGGACAGGCCAAAACCCACACUGACAGCUCUGAAAAAGAACUUGAACCAGAGGCUGCAGAAGAGGCCCUAGAGAAUGGACCAAAAGAAUCUCUUCCAGUAAUAGCAGCUCCAUCCAUGUGGACACGACCCCAGAUCAAAGACUUUAAAGAGAAGAUUCGGCAGGAUGCAGAUUCUGUGAUUACAGUGGGCCGAGGAGAAGUGGUCACUGUCCGAGUACCCACGCAUGAAGAAGGAUCAUAUCUCUUUUGGGAAUUUGCUACAGACAAUUAUGACAUUGGGUUUGGGGUGUAUUUUGAAUGGACAGACUCUCCAAACACUGCUGUCAGCGUGCAUGUCAGUGAAUCCAGUGAUGACGAUGAGGAGGAGGAAGAAAAUAUCAGUUGUGAAGAGAAAGCCAAAAAGAACGCCAACAAGCCCCUGUUGGACGAGAUCGUGCCUGUGUACCGGCGGGACUGUCAUGAGGAAGUGUAUGCCGGCAGCCACCAGUACCCAGGGAGAGGAGUCUAUCUCCUCAAGUUUGACAACUCCUACUCCUUGUGGAGGUCAAAGUCAGUCUACUACAGAGUCUAUUACACUAGAUAAAGAUGUUACGGAGUCUGGAGUCUAGGGUUGGGCAGAAGAUGGCAUUUUACUUGGAAAUUUCUUUUGACUUUGUGAGCAUUGCAGUCAGUGUUUGCCCUCUUGCUUUUGGUCUGGUGGUUUGUGAACUCCUGUUGGGAAGCAGGAUUUCCUUGAGACUGAAGCAUUUAUUUGGGGAUAAAGGGAUUCUUCAGACUCACCCAGCUCUGGGUGCUGACAGCAGUCAUUAGUGGAUGAAGGCAUAUGAGCCUCAUGCUAAAUCUUUAAAGUCUCCAACAAGACGUCCCAGAGUUGACCCCACUCGGCUGAUGGGUGAUUGGCCGCUGCCUGUCCAUAUGUUUUAUGAGAGCCCAUACUUACAGGAUCCUCUGAUUUGAAAUCCUUAUAUUAGUAGUCUCCAUGAGGUACAGCUGAUUUUGAUGAAGGUCACUAUCUCAAAACACUUACGACCUCACAGAUUAUAAUAAAAAAAGAAAUUGCCUCAGUUUGAUCUUGUGAAUGACCCAGGUUGAUUUUGCUUCAGAGCAGCUGUUUAAGUUUAGAGUUACAUUACAGAGAAUUAUUUUCUUAUAUAAUCUAAAGAAUGUUCAAAGCUGACUAAUAAUUGAAGUGUCAGGACACAUGGAGCACCCUAGACACGUGGAGCACCCCAGACAUCAUCAUGGCAGCCUCCACAAACCCUCAGGCCUUUCCUCCUCAUCUGCUGUUCGUACUACCAGUAACAAAACAAAAAUAGUUCAUUUUGUCUAAUUUGGCUUUAUAGAGCAUAGUUAGAGUUUUGUAAACUCAGAUUGGCACCUACUGAAUUAAAACACAAAAUCAUUUAAACAUAAUUCUGUGUAUGAGGAAUGACAUUGCGCUAAGUGGAAGUCACUGCCAGAGAUGUUCCAUUUUCUUUUAAUUUGUUAUUACUUAGGCACAACCCCUACAUGAUCCCACUUGGAAUUACUUACUAGAGAGAACUGGAAAUGUAUAUGCUUGUGCUUAAGUUUUUUAUAGCUUUAAUCUGUAUUAUGUCUUUCUUGGUGGGAAGAGGUACAUCUUUGUUUUCUGUACUGAAAACAAAUAUGGAUUAAUGGUCUCAAAUGUGUAUAAGUGAUUGACUAAUCUAGAGAUUCUUGUUUCCAAAAGGGAGGGUGGUAUAGAUAAAAAGUGAUAAAAAUGGCAACAUACACAUAACGUUGUUGUUACAUGUUGUUACUGAAAUACUUCGAUUUUAAAAAUUUCAAAUCAUAAAUCACUUUCCCAUAGAAGGGUUUCCGUUGAUUAGCUGCGUGUAUUCUGUAGAAGUUCACUGAUGUAAGGAGUUGUUUGUUUUUCGUGUGCUGCAUUUCUGUUUUUUAAUACCUGGUUUUGUACAUACCUAACUGUUCUCUCUUGGUUGCUCAGAAACUGGGUUAUUUUCUCCUAAGCAGUGCUUACCUUGUGUUUCUUACUCUGGAUUCAGAAGUUGCAGCUGGUAGCUAUCCACACUGUUAAACCGGAAACACUCGCCAGGCUGUCCAUCAUUUCUCAUGUAUAUAUGGUAAAGAAACCACAGGGUUAGGCACUUCCUAGCUUUUUUUUUUUAAUGAGAAAAUACUGUAUUUAAAAUGUAAAAUAAACUUUUAAAAGCA